Messenger RNA from Monoraphidium neglectum, 666 nucleotides. RefSeq names its product CDC-like kinase. Gene Ontology annotation, biological process: protein phosphorylation. Gene Ontology annotation, cellular component: nucleus. The record is from RefSeq and is a predicted model, not a curated record. The coding region runs from base 1 to 666 and encodes 221 amino acids. The transcript has 7 exons. Gene Ontology annotation, molecular function: ATP binding; protein kinase activity. NCBI's taxonomy places the organism in Eukaryota, Viridiplantae, Chlorophyta, Chlorophyceae, Sphaeropleales, Selenastraceae.
AUGAGCACCGCUGUUGUUGCGGGCGCGAGCAGGAAGCGCGCAGAGGAGGAGGAGAACGGUUCCUCAACAUCACCGCAGCCCAUCAAGCGUCAGAGGCUUUCGAGCGAGAGCGAAGAGCAGGAGGGCCACUAUGUCUACGAGCUGGGGGAAAACAUUAGCAGCCGAUACAAGAUCCUGUCCAAGUUUGGGGAGGCCGCGCAGAAAACGGCACUCACGCACGCGCCAGCUCCCAGCUUGUGGCGCGCCCCCCACGCCUCCCGCCAUGCGUACGCGCGGGGCGCGCUCGCCGCCGACGCCCCGCGCGACCCCUCACGCGCCUGCCGCGCCCCCGCGUCGCUGGCAACGCCCGCCCCAGGCACGUUUGGCCGCGUGCUGGAGUGCUGGGACCGACGGCGCAAGGAGUAUGUGGCUGUUAAGAUCGUGCGGAACGUGGACAAGUACCGGCACGCAGCCAUGAUCGAGCUGGAGGUGCUCAAUACACUGGAGGCCAACGACCCCGUGUCUAAACGCAAGUGCGUCCACCUCAAGGAGUGGUUUGACUACCGCGGUCAUGUGUGCAUGGUGUUUGAGAAGCUGGGCCCCAGCCUCUACGACUUCCUCCGGCGCAACGACUACCAGCCCUUCCCGCUGGCGGUGGUGCAGGAGGAUCUGCGGCCUGCAAAGUGA